Pyricularia pennisetigena is the source of this 1062-nucleotide messenger RNA. RefSeq lists its product as uncharacterized. The transcript is spliced from 7 exons. Lineage: Eukaryota; Fungi; Ascomycota; Sordariomycetes; Magnaporthales; Pyriculariaceae. Bases 1 to 1062 code for a protein of 353 amino acids. The record is from RefSeq and is a predicted model, not a curated record.
AUGCGACAAUCACUAACCACGAAGCUCUUAUUACGAGUGUCGACAGUCCUGUUCUUCAUCUACGCCGACUCGUACAUGUUCGUCUUUAGCUCGGCCAUUAUACAAUACGGCGUAGGGAUCAACGUGAACUUCGCUGCGUGCGAUGCGGCCAUCAUCAUCUGCCUCGUAUUUUACGUCACGACCAAGUAUAUCAUACGUGGGACCAGAAAAGAACGCCUACAAUCUAAGCUUUACAUCUUUAACUCCUUUGGCAUGAUGGGCAUAUACACGGUGGUGGUUGUGUUAAACUUUAUCUACCGAAUCAACCGCCUCGAAGAUGGAACAUGCAUAAUCGGCAUGAAAAAGAUCGCCAUGAUCCCGUUGAUAUCGUUCGACGCGCUCGUCAACGUUUACCUCACCAUCCUGUUCCUGAUUCCGCUGAUGAGAUUAUACUCGUUUCGAAACCCUUUAAGCAAGCCAGACGUGUAUCGGCCGACCAUGAAGCUGCGUUCCGUUGCCGUGCGGACGUUUAUCGGCGCCUGCUGUACGCUGGCAAGUAGUAUUGUUAAUUUGACGGUCCUUAUGGUCCUCAAUGGCGAACCAGGAUGGGUGUGUCUGAUGUGUUGCAACAGCGACGUCCUCUUCUCGGCAUUGGUUCUGUAUUGGAUAACUUCAAAAGACAACAUCGCCUCCACCUCGAGCUCCAAGGACGCAGCAAAAAACGACUCGCACCAACUCUCGGGUCCGGAACGCAGGAGCGACAACAAAAACAGCAGCAACAAAAAUAAUCAUAACUAUAAUAGGAUCGGCAGCAAUAACGUCAGCGGAAAAACCCAGGACGACGACGGCGGCGGCGGUGACGUUGGAAGCGCCGGCGGCGUCAGGGGAGGCGGCAGCGCCGGCGGCUGCGACUGCAACCGUGUCUCGCGGCACGACAGCGUCAUCAUCCGCGGAGACAUCGGAUACGAGUCGACUGCUGGUGGAGGGAUCUGGGCAGAAGGUGCCAAGGAGGGCGUGGACGACCCCUGGAACCCGAGACCUGGUGGUAACAUGGAAUCUGACGACAAACGAGAUGCCUGUUGA